Molecule: messenger RNA, 418 nt
Organism: Corticium candelabrum
Lineage: Eukaryota; Metazoa; Porifera; Homoscleromorpha; Homosclerophorida; Plakinidae
Product: huntingtin-interacting protein K-like
Exons: 4
Coding region: 19-339 (106 amino acids)
Biological process (GO): protein stabilization; negative regulation of apoptotic process
Source: RefSeq, a predicted model, not a curated record
ACCACCACGUGACCAAAAAUGGCGACGGCGACGGCGUCACAGCCGAAAACUCACGACGACAUCAAAACUGCGGAUCUAGAGAAGGUCACAGACUACGUCGAGGAUUCAGAAAUCAAAGACAAAGACAUAGGAAAAAGAAUCUCUUUGAUUGCGUCAAGACGAGCAAAAGAGGCCGAAGAAAGACAAAGAAGAGAGAAAGAAUUGUCGAAGGUUCCAAUCAACAAGGAAGACGUGGAGCUGAUUAUGAACGAUCUGGAGAUGAGUCGCAGUCAAGCCGAACGACAACUUCGCGAGCAUGAUGGAGACCUCAUAGCGACUCUCGUCACACUAACCAAUUAAAUAGCGUAUUUCCUGUACGUAGUACCUGCAGUCGUCUAAUUUCUUUCAAUUGUCAAUAUACUCACAACGUUCGACCGUA